AAGCCUUCGUUAACUUUUGGGCUUCCUGUUGUAGUAAUCCGCAGGUUAUACAGAUGGAUUGAUAUUGCAAUAAUGGGAACUCCUGUGUUUCCAUCUUAUUCCUAACGAAUUUCCUUCAUUUUUUUUGUCAGUCACUGUUAACUUUUUUUGGGAAAGAACAAGUCGUGAACAUUGGGCUGUUACUUCUCUUGCUUUUUCAUCUGCGAUCUUAAAAGACUUUUGAGAGUUUCCCUGCAUUGUUCAUUAGUUCAUUAAAACAGAGGAAGAUGAGUCGCCCACCAUCUUCACAGAACCUUGUGUUUGGGCCUUGGGAGAUGAAGGAACGCCUUGGGACAGGAGGCUUUGGCAAUGUCAUGAGGUGGCAAAACAAGGAAACUGGAGAGCAAAUUGCGAUCAAGCAGUGCCGCCAGGAGCUGAGUAUGAGGAAUCGUGAAAGAUGGUGCUUAGAAACCCAGAUCAUGAAAAGGUUGAAUCAUCCUAAUGUAGUGGCUGCAAGGGAAGUGCCUCCUGAAAUACACAUUGUGACACCGAGUGACUUACCACUUUUGGCGAUGGAAUACUGCCAGUGUGGGGACCUGCGCAAGUAUCUGACAAAUUAUGAAAACUGUUGUGGAAUGGCAGAGGGAGCCAUUCUUCCUCUUCUGUCAGACAUAGCAUCUGCAUUGAGGUAUCUUCAUGAAAACAGAAUCAUUCACCGAGAUCUUAAACCAGAAAACAUUGUGUUACAACAGGGAGAGCAGAGGUUAAUCCAUAAAAUCAUUGAUCUGGGCUACGCUAAAGAAUUGGACCAAGGCAGCCUUUGCACUUCCUUUGUUGGGACUCUUCAAUACUUGGCACCUGAACUACUGGAACAGCAGAAGUACACAGUGACAGUCGACUACUGGAGCCUUGGCACCCUGGCAUUUGAGUGUAUUACCGGAUUCCGACCAUUUUUGCCAAACUGGCAGCCAGUUCAGUGGCAUGCGAAGGUGAGAACAAAGGGUGAUAAAGACAUUGUCGUUUAUGAGGAUAUUGCAGGUGAAAUAAAGUUUUCUGACCGAUUACCUCAUCCAAACAAUCUCAACAGAGUUUUGGCUGAACGAUUAGAGGAGUGGUUGCAUACUAUGCUGAUGUGGAAUUCAAAGAAACGAGGCACUCAUCCCUCAUAUGGUGCUAAUGGCUGCUUUCAAGCUUUAGAUGACAUUCUGAACCUUAAGUUUGUGCAUGUUCUGAACAUGGUGACUGCUGUGAUGGACACCUACACUGUAGCAGAAGAUGAGAAGUUGCUGUCUCUUCAGCUUCGUAUUCAUACAGAUUCUGGCAUUUUGAUAGAAAAUCAAGAACUUCUACUUGAGACCGGCAUCGCCCUAGAUCCAAUGAAACCUGUUUUGCAGUCUAUUAUGGAUAGUAAGCUCAAUGAGGGACGUAGAACAGACAUGACGAUUUUGUUUCUUUUUGACAGAAGUAAAAAAAUCUAUGACUAUAAGGCACCAGUCCUGCCUCAAGCAGAAUAUGUCAAAUUCAUCUUACAAGAUCCGAGGAAGGUACUGCCGUACACAAACCUUCGUAGGGCAUGGGGCCAGGCAUGGCAUACAGUUCGAAGCCUAAAAAUGGACUACUACAGGCUGAACCAGGGUCAACAAGCUGCAAUGAUGAACCUGCUUCGCUACAACAGUAACCUGUCUAAGCAGAAGAACUCUAUGAUAUCUACUUCUCAAAAGCUCAAAGCAAAGCUGGACUUCUUUAAAACCAGCAUACAGAUCGACCUUGAAAAGUACCGGGAGCAGAUCGACUUUGGCAUUACAUCAGAAAAGCUGAUUUCUGCCUGGAGAGAGAUGGAGCAGAAAGUGGAAGGUUGUGGCAGGGCUGCAGAGGUUGCCAGCCUGGAAGAAGCAAUGAUGCAGUUUCAGACAGAUAUUGUAGAUCUUCAGAAGAACACAGGGGUACGGCGACAUGAAGUCUUUGAGUCUCUGGAGGCUAAAGCAAUGGAACUGUACCGGAAAAUGCGAGACCAGCGGAAUGGAGGAGACAGCCAGGAAAUGGCACGGAUUGUACUACAAACCAUACAGAACUAUGAAAAGAGAGUCUGUGAGGUCUAUACUCAGUUAAGCAACAUUGUGGCAUGUAAGGAGAAAGUGAUUGAGCUUCUACCAAAGCUUGAGGAGGUGGUAAGCCUGAUGAAUGAAGACGAGUCUGUGGUAAUUAAACUUCAGGAGAAGAGACAGAAAGAACUCUGGAACCUGCUGCGGAUAGCCUGUAGCAAAGUGCGCAGUCCUGUCAGUGGAAGCCCUGAGAGCAUGGGUGUGUCACGACCGAGCACCAGUAACCAGUUCCUGUCACCACCUCAAGGCUUAAUAUGCACCCCUGCAGCAGAACCAGUCAAGAAAAGUAAUGAGUCACUUUUGGAAGUCCAGGAAGCUCUGAGUCUGUGUAGCAAGCUGGAAACUACAAUGCAGGAUACUGUCAGUGAGUUAGAUCAUAGCUUAAUGUAUUUGGACUGGAGUUGGCUGUCUUUGAGAACAUCACAGAAUGCGGUUGAACAAACAGACAUGUAGAGAAGAUUGCACAACGGAUCUCACUGAUAAUGAUUGUUAUAAUGGGCCAUAGUCUUGUAAAGUAUGUAAAGUGAAUUGGACCUCUUUUUUUAAUUCAAACUCUCAGAAACCUACUACCAUAAGCCUGUACAGGAAGUAUUCCCAGACCUGGCCUAGGGCUUCAUGCAACCCACACUAUUCAUUCUUCUGACAAACUGAAGAAACUGAUGGCAAAUAGUACCACAACAUAGCAGAUUAAGGAGUGACGUCAUUUUUAUUGUCUUGUUUCUUAAGAAGUGCCUUUUGUACAUUAAAGUGACUGGUAUAACUGAAUCCAUGACUCUCAGUUUCUCAUGUGACAAACUGCCAACGUUCCUUAGUGUUGUGGUUCUCUGAUGAAAUUUGAAGCACUGAGUUAUCUGUGUCAUUGCUCCUAAACAUACAACCGGAGUAUUUAUGAUUUUUUUUUUUCUG
Messenger RNA from Protopterus annectens (West African lungfish), 2987 nucleotides. RefSeq names its product inhibitor of nuclear factor kappa B kinase subunit beta (gene IKBKB). The coding region runs from base 267 to 2534 and encodes 755 amino acids. The record is from RefSeq and is a predicted model, not a curated record. The transcript has 22 exons. Gene Ontology annotation, cellular component: cytoplasm; IkappaB kinase complex. NCBI's taxonomy places the organism in Eukaryota, Metazoa, Chordata, Ceratodontiformes, Protopteridae. Gene Ontology annotation, molecular function: ATP binding; IkappaB kinase activity. Gene Ontology annotation, biological process: peptidyl-serine phosphorylation; positive regulation of transcription by RNA polymerase II; tumor necrosis factor-mediated signaling pathway.